AUUUUAGUGAUUGGCAAUAAACUUAAAGUGAUCAGUAAAUAAUUUUUUUGCAAAUAAUAUUGUUAUUAAAAUAGAUAUACUAAUACUUUUCGACUAAAUUCAAAUAACUUCGAAAAUGUACCUCCAGUUUGUUUACUUUGAAUCAAUCAAGUUUUUUAUAAUGAUUUUAAAUAUAACCUAAAAAAAAAAAAUAGAAUCAGUUUGAUUAUUAAUAAAAAUAAACUGUUUAUCAAUUUCGAAAACAAUUGAAUUUUGUUAAUGAUUAAUGGAUGAAGACAGUGGUAAAAGAAUGAGAGGUAGAGCACGUGGUAGAGCUCGUGGGCGGGCUCGAGGGCGAAUACGAGGUCGUACAAAAAAAGCUGUUAAGAUAAUAGAAAGCGAUGAAGAAGAUACUCCUCAAGUACCGGAACAAAUUCAAAAAGAACCCGAAGAAAUAGAAACCGAACAGUCUAAUUUUGAAGGUCUUCAAGAUCAACAGCAAUCACAAGCAACUCCAACAGAACAUCAGUUCGAUUUGGAGGCAGAUAUAUCACAGUUGGAAGCGCCAACUUUCACUACAAUCAAUCGAGGUCCUCCAGAGCCUAUGCUGCGCUUGCGAUGGGAUCAUCGUGUUAAUCUAAUUGGAGAAAAAGUUCUUAAUCCGAUGAUUCAUUGCUGCGACAAAUGUCUUAAACCAAUUCUUAUUUAUGGGCGUAUGAUACCAUGCAAACACGUAUUCUGUUUAUUUUGUGGCAAACGAGAAGAUAAAAUGUGUCCUCGAUGCAUGGAAAAAGUCUCUCGAGUUGAACAAACAGGACUCGGUACAGUAUUUAUGUGCACUCAUGGAGGUACUAGAUAUGGUAACGCUGGUUGUCGUAGAACUUAUCUUAGUCAACGUGAUUUACAAGUAAUAUAAACAUUUUUUCUCUGU
Messenger RNA from Microplitis mediator, 910 nucleotides. It is a transcript of the gene Hakai, whose product is annotated as E3 ubiquitin-protein ligase Hakai. Lineage: Eukaryota; Metazoa; Arthropoda; Insecta; Hymenoptera; Braconidae. Gene Ontology annotation, molecular function: ubiquitin protein ligase activity. The record is from RefSeq and is a predicted model, not a curated record. Gene Ontology annotation, biological process: regulation of cell adhesion; protein ubiquitination. The transcript is spliced from 3 exons. The coding region runs from base 266 to 895 and encodes 209 amino acids.